CCCGGAGGCCCCGCCCCGCAGCGGCAGGCCCGGAGCGCAGCGCAGCGCAGCGCAGGGCUCGGAGCGGCGCGGCCCGCGGCAGCCAGCGCCGAGCGCCGGCGGGCACCAUGUCGCACGAGAAGAGCUUCCUGGUGACGGGCGAGGGCUUCGCGCCGCAGCCGCCGCAGCAGCCGCAGCAGCCCGCCGCGCCGCCGGCCUACGCGCAGCCCCCCUACCCCGCCGGGCCCUACCCGCCGCCGCAGUUCGCCCCCGCGCCCUACGGCCAGCCCGCCUUCGCCCCCGCGCCCGGGCCCUACCCCGCCGCCGGGCCCUACCCGCCGCCCGGGCCCUACCCGCCGGGGCCCUACCCGCCGCCCGGGCCCUACCCCCAGGGCCCCUACGCCCAGCCGCCCUACGCCCAGCCCCAGCCCAUGGUCCCCGGCGACCAGGACUCCCCCCUGCACAGCACCUACCACGAGGAUGGGCCGCCGUCCUACUACGACAACCAGGACUUCCCCACCGCUCACUGGGAUGACAAGAGCAUCCGGCAGGCCUUCAUCCGCAAGGUGUUCCUGGUGCUGACUCUGCAGCUCUCGGUCACCUUCGCCUUCGUGGCCGUCUUCACCUUCGUGAAAGGCGUGCGGGGCUUCGUGCAGCGCAACGUCUGGACGUACUACGUCUCCUAUGCCGUCUUCUUCAUCUCCCUCAUCGUGCUCAGCUGCUGCGGGGACUUCCGCCGCAAGCACCCCUGGAACCUCGUGGCCCUGUCCAUCCUGACCGUGAGCCUGUCCUACAUGGUGGGGAUGAUCGCCAGCUUCUACAACACGGACGCUGUCAUCAUGGCCGUGGGCAUCACGGUCGUCGUCUGCUUCACCGUCGUCAUCUUCUCCCUGCAGACCAAGUACGACUUCACCUCGUGCCGGGGCGUGCUCAUCAUCUGCCUCGUCGUGCUCAUCCUCUUCUCCAUCCUCUGCAUCUUCAUCCGGAACCGCAUCAUGGACAUUAUCUACGCCUCCCUGGGGGCCCUGCUCUUCACCUGCUUCCUGGCAGUGGACACGCAGAUGAUCCUGGGCAACAAGCAGCUGGCGCUCAGCCCCGAGGAGUACAUCUUCGCUGCCCUCAACCUCUACACAGACAUUAUCAACAUCUUCCUCUACAUCCUGGCCAUCAUCGGCAGGGCCAAGGAGUAGCGUCCCCACCGCCGCGAGUAGUCCUGCCCGCGCCGGCCUCGCUGCGCGCGUCGCGGUCCCCCCCCCCCCCCCCCCGCCUCCCGCAGCGGUUUUGGUUUGGUGUUCUCAUUGCAUCCCGUUGUCUGUUCUCGUGUUCUAGUUUCUUUGACCCCGGCCGCCUCCCUGGCUCCUGCCAGCAGAGGCUCUGGCCCGGCGGGGCUGGCUGGGCUGGGGGGGGAGAGGACGGGGUGCCCCCGCGGCAGCAGGGCCUGUCCGCGCUGCCCCUUGCGCAGGGCGGGCCGUGCUUGCCUGCACGCGUCUUGCUGCAAGGAGUGCUGCCCCUCCCGGCCCCCCCACUGCCGCCGCGGCCCCCGGGGCAGCUCUGUUCCGACCCUCUGCUUCCUCCCCGCUGUGAAUAAGGCACGUCCCGUCCCGUACCGCCCCGUCCCGCCCCGUCCCGUCCCGUCCCUCGCGGUGAAUGAAGACUGGAAGCACUUUCUCGCCCGGUGGUGGAGCUCACUCAUCCCUCCGUCCUUCCUGCCACCGCGCACGCUCUGCCCCGCGCCCCGGCCUCUCCCCACGGCUGCGCCGGGCCGGCGCCGGCAGCCCCCGAGCUCCCCAACACCCCCCGGCUCCAGCCAGGGCUGAGGGCUGCGUCCUGCCCCCCGGGCGGGCUUGGCGGGGGGCCCCAGCGCUCCCCUGGGCACCUCGGCAGGGCUGGGCACGGCUAGAGCAUCCCCCAGGGUUGUCCCCCCCCCCCCCGCCGCGGUGCCCGCGGGGAGCAGAGCGCUGUCCCCGUCCCUCCCCGGGCCGGGAGGCUCUGUCCUCGCCCCAGCUCUGUGGCUCCAACUCCUGCUGUUAAUAAAACUCCGUCUAGUUGA
Molecule: messenger RNA, 2029 nt
Organism: Dromaius novaehollandiae (emu)
Lineage: Eukaryota; Metazoa; Chordata; Aves; Casuariiformes; Dromaiidae
Gene: GRINA
Product: glutamate ionotropic receptor NMDA type subunit associated protein 1
Exons: 7
Coding region: 108-1169 (353 amino acids)
Biological process (GO): negative regulation of apoptotic signaling pathway
Cellular component (GO): endoplasmic reticulum; Golgi apparatus
Source: RefSeq, a predicted model, not a curated record